GUCCACUUUCGAACACAACGUCAUUCAAACAUGAGUUUUCUUUCUGGUUUCAAAAAAAACCUCAACAGAGCGGGUACUACGCUCAUGCAGCGUACUGGAAUAGUGGACAAAACAGUGGAUCGAGAGUUCGACGAAGAAUAUGAACGCUACAAAACGCUUGAACAAAAGACCGAAAAGCUCACAAAAGAAGCAAAAGGUUAUUUAGACUCGCUAAGAGCCAUGACAAAUGCACAGACACGCAUAGCAACGACCAUUCACCACUUUUAUGACGAUUCAGCCCCAAUGGGUCAAUGCGGUAUCAAGUAUAAGGAGACGGUUGAAAAACUAGAUGAGGAAGCAAAGAAAGAUAUGGAUGCUACCUAUAGAACGACUAUAAUAGAACCUUUGAGUCGAUUCUGCGCAUAUUUCCCUGAUAUCAAUGAAGCCAUCAAAAGACGACAGAAGAAGCUGUUGGACUAUGACGCCAUGAGGUCAAAAGUAAGAAAAUUGGUUGACAAACCUAGUGAAGACCCACAGCGGCUUCCCAGAGCCGAACAAGAAGCCAAUAUGGCACGUGAAGUCUAUGAGAAUAUCAACAGCAUUCUCAUUACCGACUUACCAAAGGUCAUUGAACUUCGAGUGCCUUAUAUUGAUCCAUCCUUCGAAGCACUUGUCAAGUCUCAACUUCAAUUCUGCCAAACAAGUUAUGAACAUUUGGAGGGCUUGAGACAAUAUUUCCCUGCGGAGUCAGAAAAAAUGGAUGGCCGAGUAGAUGAUGUACUGCAGCAGAUGAGAGAGCUCAGUAUAUGUGGUAACUUUUAAACGGGUAUAUGCUUCCAUUACCUUACUCAUGCAUUCUUAACGUAAUGAUAAUAAAACACACAAUGUAACCGUAAAAAAGGGAAAUUAAAAUUCGUUAGCAGUGACUUUGUUUCAUUUCAUGGGCAGUAGAA
Messenger RNA from Umbelopsis ramanniana AG, 932 nucleotides. RefSeq lists its product as uncharacterized. The transcript has 6 exons. Bases 31 to 801 code for a protein of 256 amino acids. Gene Ontology annotation, cellular component: mating projection tip; Rvs161p-Rvs167p complex; actin cortical patch. Gene Ontology annotation, biological process: endocytosis; plasma membrane tubulation; actin cortical patch localization. Gene Ontology annotation, molecular function: protein binding; lipid binding. Lineage: Eukaryota; Fungi; Mucoromycota; Umbelopsidomycetes; Umbelopsidales; Umbelopsidaceae. The record is from RefSeq and is a predicted model, not a curated record.